AUGCAUACUACCAAAAGUCUCUCAUCCCUCCUUCUCCUCGCCACCACAUUUCUCGUCUCCCAGAUCCCUUCCGCGGGCGCCAAUCCUUUGCCCCGUGCUCCUUCCAUCCCUCCUGCGCCUGCGGAUCCGAAGAAACCCGCUGGUGGUGAUGGCAUCGGUCCCUAUAAAUCCCAAAGCCCUGGCAUAGGCGACCGCCUCGACAAAGCUAAAUUCUAUACCAUUGCCGUCACCGCCGGCGAACUCAACCUUGUUAAUGCUGAGCGUGGCAUGCGGCACUACCUUGGAAACUCUGGUGACGAACUGAAUGUCACUCCGCAAUCCAUGAUGAAGGGCUUGCCGAAGUUUCGAGAUUCCGUCAAGGCCAUGGCGCAGAAUGAGGCUACAGCGACGUAUAAUAGUAUUUCGGGUGCCACUGGGGAAAAGGCAUUCUCGAGCUCUUGGGAGGUCUUUACUGCUACGAAGGCUAUGAGCUGGGAUUGGUAUUUUGCUAUUGGCAGCUUUUCGUACAGUGUUACAGGGGUUGUGACAAAAACUAAGGAUGGUGGAUCGCUGAAGUAUCGUGUCCAUAUUUUUGACAGGUAUAACUGGGAUCAAGGCAAAUCGGUGGAUAUUGGUCCAUUCCAUUUUGAAGAUAAAGAGUUGGGGAAUUUGCAUUUGAAGGGGUUGGCGAGGGAGUAUACGGUUCGUGGGUCGAGCGGGGUGAAUGAGGUGGAUAAGUUCAAGCCAGGAACCGUAAUUCCGCCACCCAGCACGGGGGGAAGAGGGUAA
Messenger RNA from Venustampulla echinocandica, 768 nucleotides. RefSeq lists its product as uncharacterized. Lineage: Eukaryota; Fungi; Ascomycota; Leotiomycetes; Helotiales; Pleuroascaceae. The coding region runs from base 1 to 768 and encodes 255 amino acids. The transcript has a single exon. The record is from RefSeq and is a predicted model, not a curated record.